ACAGAAUCGAGAGCUAGCGAGAUGCGCGGUAAAUAUGUAGCACCAAGCCUGUGCUGUGCGGCACAGCUGACUCAUAUAUAUGAUACCGGUGGGGUGCGUAAUCAUUGGACUCGUCUCGACUCUUUUGUUUUGUACUCUGUCACAUUUAUCACAUCAAAACCAUGAAACUGUAUAAUAGAGAAUGCAGAAAAAGGGACAGAAAGUAUCUUGGAUGGGCAAACCUUUCUCUAUAUUCACUGACAUGUGUAUUUUUAAUCAGCGGACCGAGUCUGGCAAAUUGUUCGGAACUAACAAGUGGGGAACAGUUGUACGAUCUGAAGCUCCUUAAAGAAUAUGAAGAUUAUGGAAAUAUCGCCCUCUUCAGAUUUCGAUUACCCAUGCUUGUGACAUAUGCUAAGUGGUAUGUCAAUAAAAUAAUUAGCCACCCGGAAUGUGAUGAUUUAGAUGUCAAUGUAGUGAUAGAAGCCGGUAGUCUUCCAGUCAUUAACCCGUACAACACCAGCUUCCCUGAGAACACAGCCAUACCUCCCAGUGGUGAAUCUCGCGCUUUCAAAAUUCCAAAGGAAAGUACCUCUCUCAUCCUGGAAUCUUCUAGGGUUCGUCCGGGAGACUGGUUCAUAGCAGUCUACAGAAAGAAAGAGGAUGACAGGAUAAAACAACAGGGCUUGUCCUACACAUGUCACUACCUAGCCAAUGCUAUGAUGAUCUAUGAGAGGCUGACCCACGUAGAAACACUAGGAAGUACAGGCAGCAUGGCAGUCACUCUAGAUGAAGGCUCAAAGAAUGUCUUAUACAAGUUCUUUGUAGAAUCCAACAUGGCAGCCGUAUCCUUCAACAUCGACUCAUGUUCGGCGUGGUCGUCCAACAAGACUCUCAAAGAGCACUGUCCGGUUGAGAUGUUUGUCCAGUCGGACAGGCUUCCGGACCAUGAGUCUCCAUCCACGCUGUGCCUGCAUGACCCUGGUGUGUUCACCGGAUGUUCUCUCGAUGUCUCUCCCGCCCUGAGGGAUACAUGGUACUACCUCAACGUCACCAAAUUUUCGGACGACACGCACCUUAAAGUGAUUAUCGACAUCACUGUCAAUGCCACAAUUUGUCAAGACCAGUUAUCAGGGUCAAGAGCAGUUGAGCCACCGCCUCCCGCUUCUUCAGAGGCAAGUGCAGAAUUCUCUUCAUCCCUUCUCGCGAAUCCUGUCAACUUCAGCUCAAUCCUUGAAACUACAACCAUCGUUGACCUUGACAAUGUUCUUCAAACCAAUGCCCUUCAAAGCACCCUUCAGACUGAAAUCCUUGGCAACGCCACAACCGCUUCACCUACCCCUACUGCGAUACCGACAACCACUGUGCCUUUGACCACUCCUGUACCGGGUGACACCACCCUUUGUCCUGCGGUUGAUCCUCUGUCUGUAAAUUACUACAAUGGAAGUGUAACUAAGGAGUUCUUCAGUACCCAGACUAAUCUUACCGACAUGCUCUACUAUCCAAGUCUUGGGAGUCCCUUUGUUGCUUCCUUCAAACUUGACGUUGAUGAUAUCGGUGGAUCUGUCUUGCUUUAUUCCCAUAUCAUUGAUAUGCCUUCUAUUGCCCAAAAUGUCACAUCCACAAUAUGCUUGAAGAGAGAUGCACCCCCAUUCUGGAAUGGAACAUCCCUUGGCUGUGAUGAGCACAUGACGAUGUCAGACGACCUCGAUGCCAAUUCCGUUGCGUCGUUCUACUAUCCGUUCCCAUCGGCUGGUACAUGGUAUGCUGCUCAGUAUGCAACAUGUACACAGAUGGAAAGUUUAUCAGAAGUGCCAGUUCCUUGCCAUGCCAACUUGAGUAUUGAGAUGAGGGUCUUGAUGACGGCUUGCGUUGCUAACUGUGGACAUCAUGGUCGCUGUAAACUUCAUCUCCAAGAUGGGAUCGAGUUCUAUGCCUGUGAUUGUUCUGAUGGUUAUACAGGAUGGGCUUGUACAGAGGAUAUUGGAUCCUCCUCAAACUUCCUGAUCCAAGUCCUCUUUGUAACCCUUAGCAACAUAGUGUUCCUCUUUGAUGCCAUCCUCUGUCUGUACAGGCAUCACUUCCCUGUUGCUGUUUCAUUCCUUGCUACAUGCUUCUUCUCAACAAUGUACCAUGCCUGUGACUCGAGUCCAGUUUGCAUCACAGAUUACGACACCUUGCAAUUCUGUGAUUUCUUUACUUCCUUUAUGUCUAUACUUCUUAUACUGAUCGCUAUGGCAAGGCCACCGCAUUCAUUCAAAGCUACUCUACAUAUUCUAGGAGUAUAUGUUUUAGCAUUCUUUGCUCAGUGGGAUAGGUUUAGUCUAUGGUCGAUAGCAAUACCAUUAGGAUCUGGUGUCCUCAUACUUGCUAUAUCUUGGGGUGUAAGAAUGUACAAGCGCCGGAAGCUGUACCCCAGCUGGAGACGGUGGCUCUUCUUCAUCAUCCCUGGGACCCUGCUAGCCAUUCUUGGGCUGACCAUCAACGCGACCCUCGAGACUGAGAGCAACUACUACAUUGUUCAUAGCACCUGGCAUAUAUGCAUGGGACUGGGGUCGCUGCUAUUGCUUCCGCCAAGAGAGAAACCAUCCUCUAAGCCCAGAGAAUCAGAAAGUGAGAGACUGAUAAUGGUCUUAGACAAUAACACAACCACUCCUGAUGAAGAUGACCUUGGUGUCAACAUGUACUGAAUGGUGUUUGCAAAGUUAAGCAUGGAUCAUUGCACAAAGCCAUGGUAUACAUUUUGUAUAAAUGCUAUUUUGGUUGCUUGUUUUUUUGUUUGUUUAAUAAUAAUAAUAAUAAUGGAUAUUUAGAGGCGCUAAAAACAAAAAGUACCAUAGACUCAAGUUGCAUUGGCUUUGCCUAUUAUACUCAAAUAAUAAUAAUUAUACUUGCUUACAUGUAAAUAGUGCUUAUCACUUACUUUAUCAGAAAUCUCUAAGCGCUCUGCAGCAAUGCAGCAUAAUUACCUUGGCUUUAGCAGAGUAGCAGUUAGGCACACUGUGUUUCAAGGAAUAAAUUCCCACCAGGUACCCAUUCACCUCACCUGGGUUGAGUGCAGCACAAUGUGGGUAACUUCUUGCUGAAGGAAAACACGCCAUGUCUUGAACUCAAACCCACGUCCCUCAGAUUGAAAGACGAGAGUCAUAACCACUAGACCAUGACGCCCCUUCUACCCUAUAUACUCAUGAUGGAAUUUGUAGUUAGGCCCUGUUGCUCUUCGCUGAAAUAUGCAAUAAUGUAACAGUCCAUUUCCCUAAAACCCAGGCCUCGAUCAGAACUGCACGAUAUUUGCAUUGUCUAUUUGAGUUGCUGUAUACUUGUACCUUGGCCCCUUUUCAUUAAAAUGUGUGACAUGUAGUAAAAAUAUAGAAAUUUUCUACUGCUUUGAUCCACUUUUAAGAGAACAUAGCAUAUUUAGUAUCCCCCCCCCCCUCAAUGAUUAGCUUGUAUAAUUUGCUUUGGUUAACAGUUUUACUAAUCCAUUAUAAUUCAAAAGUACAUUUCAUAGAUUCACUCUUUUCUGUUUCCUGCAUUUUGAUCAUUUUGUUGUCUUUCUAUAUGCUUGGCUUGGCAUAUAAUCAACAUUGCUCUUUGGUUGAUUCUACUCUGUACAGUGUGAUAUGGGCCCGUAUUCUGAAGUCAGGUUUAACUUAGACCAUGGUCUAACUCUGUGCUAAAAUUAUGGAAAGCCAAUAAUGUCAAAAUUUUACAUACAUUGUAUGUUUUUUGUGUUUACUUUGCUCUUUAAUUUGUGAAUGGUGAAGAAAACUGUCUUAAUUAUCCUUCUGAAACAGUUCAGAAUGAUUUUAAAGAAAAAUGAGCUGAUACAUUGAAAUUCUACUGUAAGAUGUUUAUGCCACUAUUGGCUCUCCAUAGUUAAACCACAACUUUAAACCAGAGUUUGAAUUAUACCCAACUUCAGAAUACGGGCCAUGGAGUUUAAAUAGACCCAUUUGAUUAAAAGAUUUUUCUUUUAAAUACCCGUAUGUUUCUUUUCAAUUCUUUACAGGAUAUUUCAUUCCUGGAUUGGAAUCUCUCCUUCCUAAAUGUUCAGACAUAUUUGUUUCUUUUUGUCUUAACUUACAUGGCAUUUAUCAUUCAGUUAAGAAUAUUCACGCCUGUCUUAAAACCUUGAUCUUGUGCUUAUGUAGCCUACUUACAUGUAUCAGCUGUAUCUGUGUUACUGUGUAAUUGCAAAUUAGUUCUGUAGUGCUUUGAACUGUUAAAUUUGCUUUUUACAAAUUAUACCAAAAAUCAAAAGCAAAUGGGCCAUUAUGAUUUCAUCUUUUAUAUAGUAGUUCUCUUCUGCACAUUUUCAGAAUUUAACUGAAUUAAUAUAUAAAAUGCUAUGGAGUUUGUAACAGAAGGGGAUAGAGAUGUUUCUGGAGGAAAAUGAAAUAGCAAUGUAAAAAAAAAAUGUUUACUGCCAUAUGGCCAUUUCUUUAUUUUGCCAAGAGAAUGAAUCAAUUGAUAAUUUUUGUCAGAAUGUAAAUGUUGUACUGAGAAAAGACGUACAUGAGCUAUUUCAAAUAUAUGUAAGUAAGAAAUAGUUUACUUGAUGAGAAUUUACUCGUACAAGUAAAAGUAGGCUUUUGGAGGCAAUGAUAUUCUCGAGGUAUGUCAGUCAUUUUAAUAGCUGAUGAUACAAAUAUUCUAGUGACACCAACAAGAUUAUAAUUGGAAAAUGAUAUAUAACCAUUUUUAGAUGGCACAAUGGCAAAUUAAGCGCUGUAACGAUAUAUCCGUGUAUCCAACUUGAGGCUAUUCAUGAAAAUAUUUCAUUUUUGAGGACUACAUUUUCAUAAUUUAUCAUGUGUAGGGCUAUAUUUCAGUUUGAAGUCACCAUCUUAGUUCAUGUUUUGAUUGUUACACAUCAAAAUUUUAAGAUUUUGUUUACCAGGGCCCAUUGCAUAAAAGUUACCAUUAUGGUAACUUUGCCAUCCAGUGGUAACUUGCAUGGAAUCUUUGAUUUUGAUUGGCUGUUGAUCAGCGUUACCAUGGUAGUCACCAUUAGAUGGUAACUUUUAAUGUUAAUUAAUGGUUACUUUUAUGCAACAGGGCCAAGCAAGUGGAUCUUUUCUAAUCAAUUUUAAUUGAAGAUUAUAUUCGAUGAGUUAUUUAGGUGUGCGUUUGUUAGAUUCUUUUUCCAAGUCAUUUUUCAAGAGUCUUAUUCAAUAGGACUUUCUCAUACACUGUAGUUGUGCAAUAGAAUAAUUAUAAACUGGUAUAUAUUUUUGUCAAAAUGGAGAUUAUAUAUGCUGCUACUUUAUACUUCAUCAUGUCAUGAUAUAUACAACUGCUAAAUAGAAAUUCCAUAGCAAUUUCUUGCAAGAUCAUUGUAUAUUUUGAAUGAAUUUAUUUGAUGGUGAUCUUAUUUUUCAGAAAAUUACCAUAUCAUGAAAGGAAAUCUUUUUGUUGCUUUCCCUAGUCUAGAAUUUAGCUGUUAAAGAAAUUAUUUGUAUGCAAUGUAAAAGGGUAAAAUGCUGUUUUUGUUUUAUUUCAUGCUAUUGAUAUAAAGUAAACCAUAAGGUGCUCUUGAACGCCUUGACCAUUUGGACCAAUAUGCUAUUAAAAACGCUCAUGGGGGGGGGGGGUCACAAAGAUGUAAGUGUGACUUAGGGUCAUGAUUAAUUGUUGACGCAUACAGGAUGUGUAACACGCAAUGUUAUUGAUAAGUACUCUGUAUUGUGCGUCCUCUUAGCGUAAUUUGACUAAUGCGGUGGUGCAUUGUAUACUGCACGCAACUGGGAAUUUAAGUGCAACUUUAAGUCACACUUAAUCUUUGUGAAACCCCCCACCCCAGGAUUACUAUGGCUGCAUUCUGGUCAAGAUGCUCACUAUUAAAAUCAUUGAUUGAGUUGAAUAUUCAAUUCAUUCAAUUUCACAGAGAUCUUCUCAAUAAUUAAUAUCAUUAUUGUAUAUAAAAAGAUGAAAUAAGUGAUUCUGCUAUAUAUAUCCUUUAUUGGCAUUUGUUACAUCAGUAUCGUUGGUUUUCUUUCUUCACUUUCUUUCUGUUCCCAAUCUGUUCUCUCUUCCUCUCCUUUUCCCGCUCAAGACGUCUCUCUCUUUUCCCUUUAGAGGUAAAACCUCUGUGUGUGAAGUACUAAGUUCAAUGAAGAGAAAAAAAGAGAGAAUUGACAAUUAUCAUGUAAAUUAGUUCUCGGUUUCAUAGAUAAGCUUAAAAAAGAUUGAUUAGUGUUUGUAAUUUUUGCCAACUUCCGAUGAGAAGAACAACACAAACAGCAAAUAUUCUUGUUCGUGCAAUGGUACAACAAUUCACAUUUUGUGAAAGAUAGAGUAUCUUUCUUUUACCAAAUCCUGUACCAUAACACAUGUAUACCUAUUCGCUAUUUGUAUACUGUUAUGUCGUCUAACAAUCACAUGAAAUGUAAUGUCUGUAUAUAUUGUUUUAUAAAAUGCAAAGAGUAAAAUGAACAAAAGUAUUUUUGUUUAUAUAUAUGGUAUUGAAUUUGAUUAUUAUUUACAAAUGAUCCUUGGUAUUAAAUGAGCAAUUAUAUGUGUAGCUGCCUCAAGAAUAAUAAAAAUGAAUACACAAUUUAUCAUAU
Lytechinus pictus (painted urchin) is the source of this 6548-nucleotide messenger RNA. RefSeq names its product post-GPI attachment to proteins factor 6-like. The coding region runs from base 162 to 2669 and encodes 835 amino acids. The transcript is spliced from 13 exons. The record is from RefSeq and is a predicted model, not a curated record. Gene Ontology annotation, cellular component: membrane. Lineage: Eukaryota; Metazoa; Echinodermata; Echinoidea; Temnopleuroida; Toxopneustidae.